Messenger RNA from Solea solea (common sole), 4753 nucleotides. It is a transcript of the gene gpr137c, whose product is annotated as G protein-coupled receptor 137c. Bases 328 to 1689 code for a protein of 453 amino acids. The record is from RefSeq and is a predicted model, not a curated record. The transcript has 8 exons. Lineage: Eukaryota; Metazoa; Chordata; Actinopteri; Pleuronectiformes; Soleidae. Gene Ontology annotation, cellular component: lysosomal membrane. Gene Ontology annotation, biological process: positive regulation of TORC1 signaling.
UGCAUCACAGCUGAUCUGGAGGUUUUUUUCCCCCUCAAGUUGUUUUUUGCAGAGAGCAGCUUUGCAGAGAAUCACAGAAGAACCUCGCUCUUGUUUGUUUUCUCUCUUGUUGUUUUAACCCUGCGUUUCUUUAAAUUGUACACCUUUUUCUCAAACUCAACAGUGGAUUUAAACCUGAGCGCAGCUUCAUUAUGCCACUUGCUUUCCGAAUAAACAGCUUUUGUGGCUAUUUUUUUCUAGAAUACCCUGGUCUUUCUGUCACCCACGGUGAUUUAAGCCCUGGACUGACCCAGUUUUAGUGUUUCAGCCUCCAUGUGUUAACGCGAGAUGUUUUCAUCAGGAGAAGAGCUUAAUUCCCAUUUGUUUACCUCACUGAAGGAGUCCCCUGGAGCUGCAAUCUCCCCAACACUGGAGCUCAGUCUAACUACCAUUUAUACUGUCCUCUACUCCCUCCUGUUUGUUUUCGUCUACCUGCAGCUGUGGCUCAUUUUGCACUACGGACACAAGCGCUUCAGCUUCCAGAGCGUGUUUUUGUUUCUGUGUUUGCUGUGGGCAGCGCUGAGGACCACCCUCUUCUCUUUCUACUUUAAAAAUGUGGUGCAGGCCAACCAGCUGCAGCCUCUGGCCUACUGGCUGCUCUACUGCUGCCCCGUCUGCCUGCAGUUCUUCACCCUCUGCCUGCUCAAUCUCUACUUCACACAGGUGAUGUUUAAGGCUAAAGCCAAGUAUUCCCCAGAGCUUACCAAAUACAAGAUUCCUCUACGUUUGUUCUUCCUGUGUCUCGGUGUGUGUUUCCUCGUGGUGAACCUAACAUGUGCACUGUUGGUGCAAGAAGCGCUGGAGCACUCCGAAUCACCAAGUGAUGGGGGUAUCAGACAUGCGGUCUUGGCCCGCGUCCUGAUCAACGACAGUCUGUUUGUCUUGUGCGCCGUGUCUCUGGCCGUCUGCGUCUUCAAGAUUGCCAAGAUGUCAUCUGCCAAUGUUUAUCUUGAAUCUAAGGGAACGUCAGUGUGCCAGGCCACAGCCAUAGGAGCCGUGGUGAUUGUCCUCUACACGUCCAGAGCCUGCUACAACCUGGUGGUGGUGUCUCUGUCCCCGCAGGACAGACCCAGUCCCUUUAACUGUGGCUGGUACAGUGUUUCUGAUCAGGCUGAUGUGCAGGAGAUCAGUGGUGAAGCCUACAUCGUGUUUGGGAUCAUUUUGUUCUUCUGGGAGCUGCUACCAACCAGCUUAGUGGUGGUUUUCUUCAGAGUCCAGCGGCCCAACCAAAACCUGGCUCCAGGAGGGAUGAUCAACAGCCACAGUUUCAGCUCCAGAGCUUACUUCUUUGACAACCCUCGGCGCUAUGAUAGUGACGAUGAUCUGUCCAGAAGCAUCAACAGUAGGGCUGAUCGGGCCAGCCUCCUCUCCACCACUCCCCAGCUGGGUGCAUCUACUUGGUACGGCUCCAUCCAGUGUAACGGGACCCUAACAGCCGGCACUGCGUCCGCUCAGGAACCGCCCUCUUCCACCGCCCCUGUCCUCUUCGCCUAUGGCAACAUCCAGCGUCACCAUCACCAUCACAACUACUACUCCACCCCACAGAACAAUAACUACCACCACCAUCACCAUCAUCACAGUAACUACUAUUCCACAUCCCAAAAUUAUUACUGCGGAUCACAAACGUAUUUCUGCACCCCACAGAAUUAGUCGUCCAAAAGACUAUAGCAUGAUCACCUGCAUUUGCAUUCUUUGUUUUGCUUCCCCGUCAACAUAAAAGCAGGUGUGCUAUAAAGUGCUAAUCUGGAAAAAUCCCUGAGUUGGGCAUACGUAUACUGUACUGGAAAUAAGUUUGCCAAUUUAUUUUUGGAGAAAAGUGGUGGAAUCAGCAGCGACUGGGAAGUUGUUGUUCCAUGACUAAGUGCUGUGUGAAGACUUCACUGUCUGCUGAAAGCGGUAAAGUACUGCCCAUGGAUAAAAGAAUUAGCAUGAAUAUAAAAAAGACCAAACUCUCAAUCAUCAGGUACAAGAUCAUCAUAGCAACUGUAGGUGUUCAUAAGUGGCUUAUGUUUCUGUUGUCAAUCGGUACACAUAUAGAUAUUAGUGGUUCUGGGCUGCUUUCACUGGUAGGCCUAUGCUGGGGCUGGUGUUUUUGUCCAAGGGUCAUCUACAAAUGAAGAUGAAGGAGACCAAGGGUAGUAGACAUAUCAAUGGGGACUAGAAUACAAUGCUGAGUAACAUUAAUUAGAUUUGUUUCCUCCUUGUAGAACCACCACUGCACAGGAAGUUGUCAUUUUUUAAAUUAGCCUAUACAAAUCAUUUUGGUGGCAGUAAAGGAUGUAGGGCCCUACCUUGAUCCUGAUAUUAAAAGAUGCUUUUGUGGUUUAAUUUCACUUUAAAGUCUGAAAACAUUAAGACAAGAAUUAGCUUUUGCUAAUUUGCCACUGGCUGUCUGUAAAAAACAACAAAACCAUCAAAUACAGACCCUUCCAUCACAGACUUUCUGAUAUUAUAUUGUUAUUAGCCAAUUAUUGUUUCCAAAACUGUGAUUGAUGUUCGUGCCACACAUAGUACGAAAGUCGUACGAAUGCCGUUUGCAAGCUUCAAACUUUAGUCUGCUUGCCCUGUCUUUCUUUACUCAUGGACUCUUGUACAGGUUGACAUGUACAAUAAGCUUUUGUGCAGUUUUCAGGACUGAUAGCAAUCAAAAUACUGGUCAGUUUAAUAUAGUGUUACGUUAUCAAAUUUCAUUCUUGCUGCCGUAAAACAUGUAAUGUAGCUGUCAUAUGAUGCACAAACCUGGUCCAACAUCCCACUGCUGUUGGGUUUAAAUAUAUAAGAUGCCAAUUUCUUACACAUACUGUAAUUAUACUAUAUAAACAAAGUAAAAUAUGUGAAAGCAUAAGACUGGAGUGCCCAAAUUCUGUCACACUUCAACUACAUUCACUAUCAAAUCACAAAGAUUUUUACACAGUUGCAUUAUUAUUAUGGCGUAUUGUGGAUAAAAGUCGAUGUGCGUUAUGUGAGUGAAUCCGCCACAGAGCUGUUUGUUAACAAGGUCUUUAAAGCGAUAUAUUUUACCAAAAAAUCGGAUCUUUUUGUGAGCUGCGAGACAACAAUUUGCACUUGGAAGUUUGCCUUCAGAGAAAAAAAGCGAUGGGGCUUGAAUGUACGAUUUCAUCUACUCUAUGUUACUAAUCAUCCUUUGAUAAAGGACGUAUCAAUGUGCCAUCACACUUUGUCAUAUCCAAGAGUUUCAUUCCUGAAGGAAAAAUAUUUUUGCACAAGAAAUGGUGGGAUGGUGUAUAUUUUUAAUUGUUUGUGUGUCCAAGUGACAUUUGGAGCUGGUGUGUGUGUGUGUGACCUUAGGCUUUUGUUUACCGUAGUUUUAUUAGUGAUUUCGUUUUUUUUCUUUUAUUUCACAUUGAUUUUUACUUUACACAGAUUUUAAAGUUUAUUUUUUACACUUUACCCUCUCUCCUAUCAUGAUUCUAGUCACAGUCUGUCAGCAAUAUUUACUUUAGUGGAACAUCUUGCUUUUUGCUGACCAAUAUCAGCACAUGUGUAUUUGUUACGUUUGUCUGACCAUGUGACUUUCAACUCUGCGGAAACUCGGUCUGUUAGUGAUGUAAACUUCAGCUUUAAAGUUUCAGUGUGUGAGAUUUAGUGUCAUCUUGGCUUAAUACCCCCUACUUCAGAAAAAUAGUGGUGCAAUAUGGUGGACUUUUGGGACAACUGCUAUAUGUAUAUAUCUGAAGUAAUUAAAAUCAUAUUAUAUUCCAUUUCUGCCAGUUUAUCUCUCUAAAUCCCACACACUGCUCCAUUAGUGAGAGAAAACAUCAGACUCUGAAGCCUGGUUGUGUUUCCUGUCAUUUAUAGAAAAAGCAACGGUGGCCAUGCUUUGAAAUAAAGCAUGUCUUGUUUCCUAGGACACUUUUAAAUAUGGGUCCAGAUGUUUAAACUAUUUCUGAAAAAUGUCUUGUUUCUGUGCCACAGAGUACAAAAAGUCAGUGUCAUAUUUUCUUUACAAAGUGAUAUUUGUGUAAACGUGUUAUUUGCUCUACCUUUUAAUUAAUUUCAUUGUUUUUUUUUUUAAUGACUGUUUGUCUGUGGCCAUACUGAAUGUACAUUUUGUGACAGAUCACUAACAAUGUAUGCAAGAAAAGCACUACCAUGUUUAAAUAAAGGCCCACUGCACUGUUUUUUAAAAAAGCGAGCCAGGAUAUUCAUAAACCAUCUAUAAAAGUUGUAGUAUAAAUAUUAAGCUAAAUACAGUUUAUUGCUUCACCAGUUUUGGUCUGGUGUCAUGAGCACCUCUGGAAAAAAAUCACCAAAUCAUCCCUGUGCACAGAAAUGAACGUCCUGAUUGGGUUUUGCUGCUCUGGGUCUUUUUUUCACUUUUCCCACAAACACACACACACACACACAGCUGGUCAUGUGGUUGAAUUUACCACUUAAAAAGUUUAUGAGGACCAUAGGAAUAAAGUUAAGACAGCAGCUGGCCAGCUUAGUUUAAACAUGGCUGAUUGAUGUUUUCCUUGAUACAAGCAUAUUUUUGUACACAUUUUAUGUUUUUAGGCACUUCUGCAAAUAAGGAAUAUGGUGUUCAGGUAAUAUGGAAGCCAAAGAGCAUUACUAUUUUUAUUUAUUUUUUUAUUUUUCUUAAUCACUUAUCUUGCCAAAACUACAGCUAAAAUCAAAGUUACAUUUGUGGGUGUGUUAUUUUUUUGUGUGAACCAGAUCUUCUUUAAUAAAAUCAAGUUGUGGCUCCCAA